CUUCGCUCUCUCACACACAGACACACAGUUACAGGACACACAGACCACUGUCUCUAACACUCCUACGGUUUACAUACUACCUUGUCUGUUUUGCUGGCUCUACCACAGAGUCAUUGGGGACAGAUUACCUUGGACAAAGCACAGGGACCCGGAGCCUUAGACCUCUCAUCUCCCUAGUAGGACCAAGCUAAAAAUGGGCAAGGCCUUCUGUAUCGUGGCUUCCCUGAAAGGAAUGUUUGGUCCUGCUGAAGGAGAACAAGACUGUGGCCACUGCUAUCAGAUAGACAUGGUGGCAGUGGUGGGCAUCAUCGCCUGUGACAUCAUCCUGACCCUCCUCAUCGCGCUAGCCGUGUUCUGUUUUGCUACCUUCCGGAAGAAGAGGCGUCAACAAGAGUCCCGACUGGAGGGUAAAGGGAAAACACUCACAGCAUCAAAGAGGAAGACAGUAGAAAUCACAGAGUCUCCCUACCAGGAGCUGCAUGGAAUUCAGUCAGACGUGUACAGUGAUCUCCAACAGUUUCGGAAAUGAGACUACAUUUUUGGACAGGACUGCAUGUAUCAUGCUGCCUGGUGCUUAAAUCUGACAAGGACGGAACUUUGCACAUCUGGGAUUUAUAUUCAUACUCAUCUCCUUACUGUUAUCUUUCAACUUUUGUGUGUCUGUCUAAUUGUACAGUUAAUAGAAUAGCAUAAGACACAUUCAAGAGAUAUUGUAUAUAUUUUACAUACAUUUACCUGUUUAUGUUUGAUUAAUAGGGUACCUUUUAUAGUGGUGUUUUGUAUUAUUUACAUGCAAUUUUAUUGCAUUAUACAUCUGUUUUAUUUGACAUAAUUAAAUAAUUUCAGUUGAAUAAUAGGGUUAUUUUAUUAUAUGUUUCAUAAGCACAUCAUUUGUAUAUUGCCAGAAACAGUUUAUGGAAGCCCCAUUAAUAUUGCCCACAGGAUGUUGGUGGCACCUUAAUUGGGGAGGACGGGCUCGUGGUAAUGGCUGGAGCCGGGUAGGUGGAAUGGUUUCAAACA
Coregonus clupeaformis (lake whitefish) is the source of this 1020-nucleotide messenger RNA. RefSeq names its product TYRO protein tyrosine kinase-binding protein-like. Lineage: Eukaryota; Metazoa; Chordata; Actinopteri; Salmoniformes; Salmonidae. Gene Ontology annotation, biological process: positive regulation of macrophage fusion; positive regulation of natural killer cell activation; negative regulation of B cell proliferation. The transcript has 5 exons. The record is from RefSeq and is a predicted model, not a curated record. Bases 194 to 529 code for a protein of 111 amino acids. Gene Ontology annotation, cellular component: cell surface. Gene Ontology annotation, molecular function: signaling receptor binding.